Strongylocentrotus purpuratus (purple sea urchin) is the source of this 2494-nucleotide messenger RNA. Its product is annotated as collagen alpha-1(X) chain. Gene Ontology annotation, biological process: biological process involved in interspecies interaction between organisms. The record is from RefSeq and is a predicted model, not a curated record. Lineage: Eukaryota; Metazoa; Echinodermata; Echinoidea; Camarodonta; Strongylocentrotidae. The transcript is spliced from 2 exons. Gene Ontology annotation, cellular component: external side of plasma membrane. Gene Ontology annotation, molecular function: carbohydrate binding. Bases 133 to 1734 code for a protein of 533 amino acids.
GACGGAGAGCACUCAGUACCAAUAUCGCAGGAUCGAGUUGGUCACCCCGACAACCACUUUAGCCAAUUGAAACUUUAGUUGAGUCACUGUAAGGAUUUUUUUAUAGUUGAGACACCGUCGUUGUGGUUAAAGAUGAGGGGGUUUCUCUGUGUGUUGGUGUGUUUAGCAGCUUUUGCUGUACAUUCCCAAGCCCAGUUCCCAGGACGACCGCAACCGCCUGUCGGUGGUCGACCAAAUCAACCUGGUAAUCGCCAACCUGGACAACCUGGAGUUGGUGGGCAACCCGGUGUAGGCGGACGACAGCCUGGUGUCGGUGGACAACCCGGUGUAGGCGGACGACAGCCUGGUGUCGGUGGACAACCUGGCUUUGGUAACCCUGGAACACCCGGUGGAAGACAACCUGGCUUUGGUAACCCUGGAACACCCGGUGGAAGACAACCUGGAUGGGGUCAACCUGGUGUCGGGCAGCCUGGAACACCCGGUGGAAGACAACCUGGGUUUGGUAACCCUGGAACACCCGGUGGUAGACAACCUGGAUGGGGUCAACCUGGUGUCGGACAGCCUGGUGCCGGACAACCUGGUGGUGGACAACCAGGAUGGGGUCAACCUGGUUUUGGACAACCCGGUGUUGGUCAACCCAAUAGACCUGGUUUUGGACAACCCGGUGUUGGACAGCCCAAUAGACCCGGUGUUGGACAGCCCAAUAGACCUGGUUUUGGACAGCCCGGUGUAGGACAGCCCGGUAGACCUGGUUGGGGACAACCCGGAGUUGGACAACCUGGCGUCGGACAACCUGGAUGGGGACAGCCUGGUGCCGGACAACCUGGUUUUGGACAACCUGGUGUUGGACAGCCUGGAGGCGGAUGGCCAGGAGCAGGUGGACAGCCGGGAGGUGGAUGGCCAGGAGCAGGUGGCCAACCUGGAGGUGGAUGGCCUGGAGCAGGUCCCGGUGCAGGACAACCUGGUUUUCCUGGUCGUAUUGAUCCCGUAGUUCACGAUCCUAACCGGAAGGAGAGAUGUGCUAAGUUCUGGAUGGAGGAAGGAAACAGCUGCUAUCUAUUUGACAGUGGUGCCUUCUUAAGACGUGUUGCCGCCAACGCCCCCAUUGUCGUCAACAACCAAGAUGGGCUUUUCCAGGCCGCCGCCAAUACGUACUGCUCGCAGAUGCACCCCAACGCCUCCCUUGUCACAGUCAAUAGCCUGGCAGAAAACAACCUCUUGUACGAGUGGGCUGUCAGGAUGAUGGUUGAGCCUGUUCCAGUUUGGAUUGGUCUUCACGUUGGCCCAAUGGGACGAUGGCAGUGGUACAGCGGAGAACCAGUUAACUACACCAACUGGGAAGGGUUCAGGGCCCCCAUGGCUGAGCCGGGUCUUGGAGCCAUGAUCUUUGAUGCUGAUAUCAUCAAUCAGAUAUUCAACAACCAGGUGGAGAUCACCCCGCAGUGGGUUCCAGAGCAGGGUAGGAAUGAGCCCCAUGCUUUGAUCUGUGAAUAUCAUCCUCAAGAUCUUCUGCCUGGGAAUUACCCCCAUGGGAAUUACCCCCCUCGAACCACUAGGAUGCCUGUCACCAGGAUGCCUGGUCCCCGUAUACCCGGUCGACGACCUGCCAUGAUGAACAGCAAUUCCAACCUCAUGAGUCUUCUGAGUGGUUUCGGAGGUUCUCGGCUACAUGAGGUACCGCGGAGCAGACCAGGAAACCUAAAUGCCAACCUAGUCUAUGCCGUCCAGCCAUGAACAUAGAGUUGCACUGGACUCAUAAUCCAGUAACACUCUCAUUUCAACUUACUUUAGACAACGCUCAAUCGGUGGCGCAAGGUCGCCCUUCAAAUACAGUUACCAUUGAACAGUAAAAGGAACUCUCUUAGACAUCUGUGAGGGCGUCGUCUAUCCUCGUCUAUCCUAAUUAAUUGUCCUUAGUGCCGAGCUAGAAGGAAUUCCACCUCGAAUGAGCAAUAAUGAAAUAGUUCUUUAGAAAAGAAGACCUUCUUUGUAUUUUCAGAGUCUUGAAAGUGAUUCUCUCCACAUACUGUCAGCAGAACAAAUGUUCUAGAGACUUUAACAAUUUCCGAUAAGGGUACAUUAGUUAAAAUUGUUUGUGAUUUAGUCAAAUUGCAGACAGUGGUUCCUCAAUUUGUUCCAGAAACACCGAUACUGAACCCUUUCCAUAAUGUUUACCGAAAUUAUUACACCUUCGUCCUUAAUGGUUCUUGACUGUUUUCUUUCGAAAUUGUGUGUGCCUCAUAAAAAGGGAAAAAUCACCUUUUUGACAUUGAUCAGAGUAUAUAGAAUAUAUUGUUAUGUAAUGCAAUCUUUUUCUCAGAAUAUAUCUGAAAGUAUGAUGUAUGUACAUAAUAGAAUAGGACAAAUCGUUUGUGUAUAUGAAUAUCACCGUCAAACAGAGUGGCUUUUGGGAAAUAAUUUACCUAUGUUUGCUUUAUCGCUUCUAUUGUACAUUUUGUUCAGUAAUAAAAUCACGUUUUUUAUUUUAAACAUU